AAAAGUGCGGUAGUCACUCGCCUGCGAUCUGCGGGGAAGAAGUUCAGGAUGGUCCGGUGUGAGAGCCCCGGCCUGCUCCGGGUCCUGGUCCUGGUCCUGGCGUCGGUGUUUGAGGCGGGAUGUCUGCUGGACUCCGGGAUGCUGUUUCCCCGGGAGUCCUCCUCCAGGGAGCGGAAGGAGCUCAGCGGGCUGUGGGACUUCAGGGCGGACCAGUCCCCCAACAGGAACCGGGGCUUCGAGCAGGCAUGGUUCAAGAGGCGGCUGGCGGAGAGCGGCCCGGUGACGGAGAUGCCAGUUCCCGCCAGCUACAACGACAUCACCCAGGACGCCUCCCUGAGAGACUUCAUCGGCUGGGUGUGGUACGAGCGGGAGGUGGUGGUGCCGACCCGCUGGAUCACUGACGACGGAACCAGAGUGGUUCUCAGAGUGGGAAGCGCUCACUAUUAUUCUAUAGUGUGGGUGAACGGGCUGAAGGUGGCGGAGCACGCAGGCGGUCAUCUGCCCUUUGAGGCUGAGAUCGGCGGCGUGAUCCGCAGAGACCCGGGUCUGCCGUGCAGGAUCACCGUCGCUGUCAACAACACUCUGAGUCUGGAGACUCUUCCUCCAGGAGUCAUCCAGCACAUGACCGACCGGACCAAGUAUCCAGAUGGUUUUUUUGUGCAAUACAUCUACUUUGAUUUCUUCAACUACGCUGGAUUACAUCGUCCUGUGCUGCUCUACACGACGCCGAAGGCCUACGUGGACGACAUCACCGUGGUGACCGACUUCACGGACAAAACCGGUCUGGUCGACUACAAGGUGUCGGUCCAAGGCGCCGCGUCAGCCACCCUGAAGGUCACUCUGAUGGACAAAGACGGCCGCUCGGUGGCGUCCUCCGGCGCGCCAGCCGGAGUGCUAAAAGUCCCAGACGUCAAGCUGUGGUGGCCGUACCUGAUGCACGAGAAUCCAGGUUACCUCUACAGCCUGGAGGUUCACUUAAUGGCAGCCGACGAGAGGUCGACGUACGAGGACGUUUACGCUCUGCCGGUCGGCAUCCGCACCGUCAACGUCACCAGCACGCAGUUCCUCAUCAACAACAAGCCGUUCUACUUCCACGGAGUCAACAAACACGAGGACUCGGAC
Messenger RNA from Plectropomus leopardus (leopard coralgrouper), 1122 nucleotides. NCBI's taxonomy places the organism in Eukaryota, Metazoa, Chordata, Actinopteri, Perciformes, Serranidae. The record is from RefSeq and is a predicted model, not a curated record.